Molecule: messenger RNA, 1493 nt
Organism: Notolabrus celidotus (New Zealand spotty)
Lineage: Eukaryota; Metazoa; Chordata; Actinopteri; Labriformes; Labridae
Product: 5-hydroxytryptamine receptor 3A-like
Exons: 10
Coding region: 1-1359 (452 amino acids)
Biological process (GO): signal transduction; monoatomic ion transmembrane transport; chemical synaptic transmission
Cellular component (GO): synapse; membrane; neuron projection
Molecular function (GO): extracellular ligand-gated monoatomic ion channel activity; transmembrane signaling receptor activity; neurotransmitter receptor activity
Source: RefSeq, a predicted model, not a curated record
AUGAAGUGUUUCUCUUUUCUCCUCAUCAUCAUCUUCACAGAUGGGGUUGUCUCUAAGAAAGUGUGCAAUUACAUGGACGUCCUGGACUACCUGAACCUGACCAAAGACAACAAUGCAUUCAAACUGACCCGACCUGUUCUGGACUACACACAUCCGACCAUAGUGGAGCUGGAUAUCCUCCUCUACGCCAUCCUGGCUGUGAUUGAAAAAACACAGACCUUCAUUCCUUUCAUUUGGGCAACAUUGAAAUGGAACCAUGAACGCAUCUCAUGGGACCCUGCUCAGUUUUGCGGGAUCUCUCAGGUUGCUAUUCCCAGAGAUAUGCUGUGGAAACCCGACCUCUUCAUCUAUGAGAUGAUAGAAAAGGAUGACUCCCCUCUGAACCCAUACAUACUAUUGGCCUCUGACGGCUCGGUCUAUUCAGAAGAGGAUAUGAGGGUGGUCAGUACGUGUAAAAUGGAUGUCCACAAGUUCCCCUUCGACACGCAGAAAUGCAACAUCACGAUUGGAUCUGCGAUACACUGCGUUAAUGAAAUGCGGAUCUUUCCUUGCUCCAACUCGUCUCGGGCGACGCAGUUUUCACGUGAGGUGAUGAAGACGCAGGGUGAGUGGGAGUUCCUCCAACUAUCCGUCAGCAGCACCAAUAUCACCUUCAGCGGCAGAAAGUGGGAACAUCUCAUAUACACGUUCACCAUGAAGAGGAGACCCCUCCUCCAUGUCAUCAACUUCCUCUUGCCCAUCCUCUUCUUCCUGUUUCUGGACAUUGCCUCCUUCUUCAUCGCAGACCAUCGAGGAGAGAAGCUGGGCUUCAAAGUCACCGUGCUGUUAGCCAUCUCUGUCCUGCUGCUCAUCCUGAAUGACAUCCUGCCCUCCAUGUCCAACAAGACUCCACUCAUCGCGACCUACUGUAUCGUGAUCUUUGCGCUGAUGCUGCUCAGCCUGCUGGAGACGAUCCUGGUGACGUAUCUCAUCGAUAAAGACUCUGUUUGCCAGGAGAAGUUCAGGCUGAAGGAAGACAAAAAGGAAGAGGUGAAAACUCCCAACUGUAAAAUGGAGGUGAAAAGACCGACCUGCUGUUCCUGCACCUUUAAAGUGUCUGCUGGUGGGAAACAGCAUGAACUGCUGCCUGUGGCUGAGGAGGUGAACAGCAUCAGUCAGUCUGGAGACUCCCACUUGUUGCUGUCGAUCUUGGCGGAGCUGAAGGAGAUGCAGCACACUGUUAAUGUUCGCCUGAACUGCAGAACUGAGGGAGGGAAGUUCGUCCUCUGGGCUGCAAGAAUCAACAGAGCUUUCUUCAUUUUCUACAUCUCCACUGUGUCUCUGUUUCUACUCCUCAUCUUCGUCGAAUGGCACAUUUAGAAACACAGUAAUAGCUUAUUAUACUUAACUUUCUUAAAUAUAAGUCCUAGUGCCAAAAUUUAGUUGGGAGUUCUUGAUGUGUUUAUGUUUCCCUUAAUGGCAGUACUUGAUGUAAACAUUAUGCAUUUAAAGUA